AUGGUGACGUAUUGGAAAUUGUUGUAUAAAUUGACGGCUCAUUGCGCCGACCGCGUCGACUAUCACGGCCAGCGGGGCGGCAGCGGUAGCGGGGCGCGGCGGUACCGGGGCGCGGCGUUUCCCCUUUUACGAGUAGCCCGUCGCAGUCACCAACAGAACGGGACGGGAACACGUCGCGCGCGACGGGACGCUAGCGUUAUGGACAAUGAAACAGUACUGAAAUUAAUUGAAAUCGUCAAAGGCUACGUCUUUUUGUACGACCUGAGCCAUCAUCAAUACAAAAAUACUAAUCUUAAAACUAAAGUUUGGGAAUCUAUAGGAAGGGAAUUAAAUUAUAGCGGUGAAGCAGUAAGAAGUAAAUGGAAAACAAUAAGGGAUGGCUAUACGAAAUAUAAAAAACAACUUAAAACUUCCCCAGCCUCUAGCAAAACAAACGUCACUUAUACAUGGGCGCCACAACUGUCAUUUCUUGAAAAUCACAAUGCAGCACGGACGUCGUAUUCAAAAAUUUCUUUGGAUACUUCACAAUCAACGCCAGAUUCCGACCACUCACAGGAUGCUUCUUCACCCCUAUCAACUACAUUUCCAUUACAAUCGCCAAUCAAACAAGUUUCACCUCGCAGCAACAAACGACAGCAAGAAGAUUAUAAACGAGACGAAGACGAUAUACAAAUAUUUAAACCGAAAAAGAGAAAAGAAUUAGACGUCAUUGAUAACUUAUUUCUAAGCUAUGCUGAUACUUUCAAGAAAUUUCCCGCCCGAGAACAAGUGUAUGUAAAGUUGGAAUUGGCAAAGUUAUUCUCAGAUAUAGAACUAAAGUUACUCAACGAACAGGCAAACGAAUCGAUUAUUUGCGAACCAACAAUAGGUAAAGUAAAGGAGGAGCCAACAGAAGAUACGUCUUGA
Molecule: messenger RNA, 906 nt
Organism: Danaus chrysippus (African queen)
Lineage: Eukaryota; Metazoa; Arthropoda; Insecta; Lepidoptera; Nymphalidae
Source: the annotation of a GenBank genome assembly